Salvia miltiorrhiza (redroot sage) is the source of this 1601-nucleotide messenger RNA. Its product is annotated as probable trehalose-phosphate phosphatase H. The record is from RefSeq and is a predicted model, not a curated record. Gene Ontology annotation, molecular function: trehalose-phosphatase activity. Lineage: Eukaryota; Viridiplantae; Streptophyta; Magnoliopsida; Lamiales; Lamiaceae. Gene Ontology annotation, biological process: trehalose biosynthetic process. The transcript has 12 exons. The coding region runs from base 175 to 1302 and encodes 375 amino acids.
CUCACACUCUCAAUCCUCUCUCUCUCUACAUCCGUUUGCUGCCAAAUCUUUGGUUUUGCCCAAAGACGCAUCAAAUUCAGUCCCAUUAUCUCCCAUCAUUUUCCUUUUUCACUUUCUCUCUCCUUGUUUGGCAGUAUUCAAGAUUGUUAGAGUAGGUAGGCAAGAGAGAGAGAGAUGACAAACCAGAAUGUGGUGGAAUCAGGGAUAAACAUGGCGAUAACGGUGGCGGUGUCAGGGUCGUCGCUGGCGGCGCAUAAGCCGCCGGCGGUGCCGGGGACCUACAUCAGCAUCUCGAAGAAGAAGCUUCUGCAGAAUCUGGACAUCAACAGCAGCGCCAGAAUGAACGCCUGGGUGGACUCCAUGAGAGCUUCCUCUCCCACUCACAUCAAAUCUCAAACUCUCGCAGAGGAUCAAAAUUUGCAACAUCCAUCGGCUCUGGACAUGUUCGACCAAAUCACAAAUGCAUCAAAGGGAAAGCAGAUUGUGAUGUUUAUGGACUAUGAUGGCACGCUUUCUCCUAUAGUUGAUGAUCCAGAUCAAGCCUUCAUGUCCGACGCGAUGAGGGCCACCGUCAGAAAAGUUGCUAGAUACUUUCCGGCUGCUAUAGUGAGUGGGAGAUGCAGAGACAAGGUGUAUAGUUUUGUGCGUCUGGCAGAGCUGUACUAUGCAGGUAGCCACGGCAUGGACAUAAAAGGCCCAUCAAAAGCUUCCAAACACACCAAAGGUGGUGAAGCUCUUCUUUUCCAACCUGCUACUCAAUACCUUCCCAUGAUUGACGAGGUUUACAAAGCACUAUUGGAGGUGACAAAAGAUACUCCAGGCGCUACGGUGGAGAACAACAAAUUUUGUGUGUCCGUACAUUUCCGACGUGUUGAUGAGAAGAAAUGGAUUGAACUUGCAAAACAAGUUGGAUCAGUGCUGGAGGCGUAUCCUGAGCUUCAAUUGACCCAAGGAAGAAAGGUUCUCGAAAUUCGUCCUACUAUCAAAUGGGACAAAGGGAAGGCUCUCGAGUUUCUGUUAGAGUCACUUGGGUAUGCUAAUUGUGCUGAUGUAUAUCCUAUCUAUAUUGGAGAUGAUCGAACCGAUGAAGAUGCGUUUAAGGUUCUAAGAGAAAGGGGUCAAGGAUCUGGAAUUCUUGUUUCCAAGAUUCCGAAAGACACAAAUGCAUCGUAUUUGUUGCAAGAACCAUCUGAGGUCAUGGCAUUUCUACGACGUCUAGUAGAUUGGAAAAGAUUGUCGCUGAGAAAGCAGUUCAUGUUGAAAGCAAGACUUCAAGGGGUUAAAAUGUCUUUACCAAUUUGAGAACUAAUUGUUAAUAGUAGAUGUUAAUUAUGAGAAGCAAUAUGUGUACGUAUAUAUAAAAAUGUACGUAUUUUGUAGCUUUAUUAUGCUCUAAGUAAAAUUAGAUAAGAAGGUUAGAAUGAGAGGGAGCUGAAAAAGGAAAAGAAGAAGAAAAAACAAAAAUCCCCCCUUUAGCUGUACCAUGCCCUUGUGCAACUUUUUAUUUGUAAGUAAGCAUGUGCAACGGCAAGAUUGUAUUUUUUUUCUUCUUCUUGUUUACUAAUCAAAUGGAAGUAUUCGUAACUUUGUACUAAUAUUAA